GUCAGUGAAAGACUGAGACUGAUCACUUCGACUGCGUUUUCCUCGGGGAUAUAAAAAAGACAAAAGCCAGCCAUGUCUGAAGCUCCGAGAAAAUCAAAGAUCUCUGCAUCACGCAGACUGAAUCUCAAGACGAAGCUGCUGAAAAUGGCGGCGGUGAUGCUGGAGAAGGAGAAGGAGCAGAAGCAGCUGGACAGAGACGCCGCCCUGCAGGAGAGGGUUCCUCCACUGCAGCUGUCUGGUUUGUCCCUUCAGGACCUUCAGACUCUGUGCAAAGACCUGCACCAAAAGAUCGAUGUGGUGGAUGACGAGCGCUACGACAUUGAGGCGAAGGUGGUCAAAAAUGAAAAGGAGAUAGAGAAUCUUUCUCUGAAGAUCUUCGAGCUGAAGGGUAAGAUGAAGCGGCACGCUCUCAAGAGGGUGAAGAUCUCCGCUGACGCCAUGCUGGGAGCUCUGCUGGGUGCAAAGGUCAAAGAGUCCGUGGACUUCAAGGCCAACCUCAAGACUGUGAAGAAGGAGGAGGAGAAGAAAGAGGAAGUGACUGACUGGCGUAAGAACGUGGAGGCCAUGUCUGGCAUGGAGGGAAGGAAGAAGCUGUUUGACGCCGGACAAUAAAUGUACAUUUUGGUCCAGUGAACGCACAAAUAAA
Molecule: messenger RNA, 646 nt
Organism: Salarias fasciatus (jewelled blenny)
Lineage: Eukaryota; Metazoa; Chordata; Actinopteri; Blenniiformes; Blenniidae
Product: troponin I, slow skeletal muscle-like
Exons: 8
Coding region: 73-612 (179 amino acids)
Biological process (GO): skeletal muscle contraction; cardiac muscle contraction
Cellular component (GO): troponin complex
Source: RefSeq, a predicted model, not a curated record